Molecule: messenger RNA, 546 nt
Organism: Castor canadensis (American beaver)
Lineage: Eukaryota; Metazoa; Chordata; Mammalia; Rodentia; Castoridae
Source: RefSeq, a predicted model, not a curated record
AUGCUUGUUCCAGACUCCUGGCCCCAGACUCCUCAUCCUGUCCUGCUGCUGACCUUGCUGUUGGGACUCACAGGAGCUGCUGCACAGGAGGAGCUGCAGGUGAUUCAGCCUGACAAGUCAGUGUCUGUCGAUGCUGGAGAGACGGCCACUCUGCGCUGCACUGUGACCUCCCUGCUCCCUGUGGGGACCAUCCAGUGGUUCAGGGGGGAAGGAUCAGGCCGGGAAUUGAUCUUCCGUAAGAAAGGAGGCCACUUCUCCCGCGUCACACUACUUUCAGAUGGCACACAGAGGGACAACAUGGACUUCUCCAUUCUCAUCAGUAAUGUCACCCCAGCAGACGCCGGCACCUACUACUGCGUGAAGUUCCAGAAAGCCGGUGGCUCUGAAGACACGGAGUUUAAGCCUGGACCAGGCACCGAUUUAUUUGUGCGUGAAAGUACGUGUUCUAUUCCUGCUGUUCUCCUCAUCGCUCUGCUCCUCAGCACCAAGGUGUUGCUGGUGGUUGGAGUCUUUGCUGUCUACAUCUGCAAGAAGCAGAAGGCCUAA